Messenger RNA from Rhagoletis pomonella (apple maggot), 4372 nucleotides. RefSeq names its product ataxin-1 (gene Atx-1). The transcript has 4 exons. Lineage: Eukaryota; Metazoa; Arthropoda; Insecta; Diptera; Tephritidae. Gene Ontology annotation, molecular function: protein binding; RNA binding. Gene Ontology annotation, biological process: regulation of DNA-templated transcription. The record is from RefSeq and is a predicted model, not a curated record. The coding region runs from base 1559 to 4372 and encodes 937 amino acids.
GCUCCAUGCGGUAAUGUCGUCGUGCUGUGAGUGAGCAAAUCGAGUGGAUGAUGGGCGUCGUUUGUAUUGUUAUUAUUUAGUAGCAUCCACAAACUGUGUCGGUGUAGUUGGAGCACGUACGCUGCUCGCUAGCCCACGUACAAUUCAAAUACUCUUAGGCAUAAUUAAUAAACAAUUUGUUGUUUUGUGACUUCAUCAGAUGCUUAUGAGAACGAAAAACGAAAAGGUGGAAAAGGAAUGCACCUAUUGAUAUGUAACAAGUGGGAAUUCGAUUGAAAACUUGCAGUGCCGCCGCGGUGCCUUUGUUGCUCAAUGUGCUAAAAACUAAUUAAAAUAAUUUUCAUAAAAUCAUGCUGCACUCGCGAAAACACGCAACAAUAAAGUGAAGGCAAAUUUAGAAUUGAAAAAAAAAAAAAAAAAAAGUUGAAUUGAAAUAAUUGAUUGUGGGAGAACGCACGUGAAGCGGGCGGUGCGCGACAUACCAGCGAUUGUGCGCUGUACCUUAGCCCACGUAAAAGUGUACGAUUGUGUGCGUGCACUAGCACCGCGCCUUUCUCUCCCUACAAGGCAAAUUGACUCUGUGGCUGGUGUAGGCUCUAGCGCCUCCUCCCCGAAUCACUACACCGGUUGACACUCAAGAGAGCGGUUAGAAUUGAAAAUACUACAGACGCGCCGCGUUGCGCCGCGACGCGCACUCACAUAACAGUCGACGCGCGUCAUUCUGAUCGCCGACGUACAGUACGCGAAUCGAUUGCAGACUUGCGUGCUUAUGACCGUCUGUCCUACUCGUACAAAAAACAGCAACAUUGUGAUCUAGGUAUGCGAUAGUUUGUUAGAUACAGCCGCGACGCGUCGCCUAGAAAAAACCGGCAUAGCUUAUUCUGCUCGGUUAAUUGAGCUGUGCAUACAAUCGCAAUCGCGCUAACCAAAAACGAUUGGAUCCUCUCCAACGGUAGCACGUUCCAUCCAGCGUAAGCGGUGUACCUACCGGCUGCCGGUAGACGACCGACACCCAUUUGGUAAUCGCCUCUAUCGCAGCACUCUGAGAGAGGGGGUGGGAAGAAGGAAACACUACUACUGCCGCUGGCGUCACCAUUGCCUUCGCCAUUAAAGCUAUUCUUCUUAUCGCCAAUACCAACUUUUUAGCUGGUGUGUGUGUGUGUGUAUGUCUAUAUAAGCUGGUGCUUUGUUGUCAACUGAAUAUAUUAUUUAUUCUCAUUAUAAUUCGCCGAUUAAGCAUUGUUGUCAUUCUACAUGGUCGUCGAACAUGGAAAAUCGUUUAAUCCAUUGAGGUCAUUAUUAUUCAUGCGUCAAUUCUGUGAACUGAUUUAUGCGCAUGGAAUGAUUUAAAGCGCCUUGAGCUGCACAAUCAACACAAAAGUGGAGGACGGUGCGCGCCAGUCAAGUCGCCUGAGGCGCUCAGUAAAACAGUUACAAUACGCGCAGCGGCUUGUCGCAGUUAGCGCUGCGUUGUUUAUAUAUAUAUGUAUGUACGUAGCUGGCUGUUUCACAAGCGUGCGCAAAAUAUUUGUCAUUAUCAUUAACGCCAGAGUAUUAAAUGUUAUCGGCUGUUGAAAAUUUUGGCCCGUUGGUCGGACCGGCUGUCGCACUCUCACACCAUCCCCAUGCCGUGACGCAUCACCUGCAAGCCCAACACCAUCAGCAUCCCGCUCAGUGUGGCUAUGCGCUGGACAUAGUUUCCGGUACUUGUGCUGAUGCGACGGUGCGCUUUUCGCCAACGACGACGUCAGCAGCUGUUGCCGGCGGCGGCGGCGCCACCAUUAUCACCACCCAAGCACCACUCACACACACGCAGUUAACGCAAUUGAAUGCAUUACAAGCGCUCAAGUUACAACAACAAAUUCAACAACAGUACGAGCAGCAUUUGAGUACGUUUCUCAACGCCUCCUCACAGUCUUCCCCGAUAGCUGGGCUGACGGUGCUGCCGCACCGCCCCCAACCUCAGGUAGCAGCGCUUAGUGAAGCGAACGCCUCAUUGACGCAUAAGCAACAGCAACAGCAACAACACCAGCAGCAACAGCAGCAGCAGCACUACCACUUACAACAACAACAGCAUCAUCAGCAACAACAAAUAAGAGAACAACAGUCACUCAGCGUUAAUUUGACGCGCUGCUCAAACGCGCCUAAAUAUAUGAAUUCGCCGCACGAUACCUCAGCAAUGAUGCCGCUAGCGGAGUUCACCCCACCACCAAAGCCAAACAAGCAUGAGCUACACACACGCACGCUUGAAAAUGGCCAAUCUGGUCCCAUGAACCUGGUCACAAAUGCGAGUAAUGCCUAUGCGAGCAAUACAAGUUACCAACCGUUAGCGGCUAACAACACUAGCAGCAAUAACAGCAGCAACACCGCAUCCAUCGACAACAGUCGCCCGUCAUCCUCCUCCUCCUCUGUGGAUGUGGAGAAUGAUGAGAGCAUGUCACCGGUCAGUAAUAGUUCCGCGCAAGUCGGUCGCAAAGCUUUAGAUCAUACUGCCUUAAUCGCCAGCGGCGGCACAGCCACCAAACAGCCCGCCUACAGUGAAACCAGCGCAUCCUCAGCGGCUGCGGCCGUGGUAGCCGCUUACCAAUACAACUAUUCUCAACUCUACGGCGCUGGUCGUCCAGCUGGUCUCUACAAUGCACCCGUUAUUUUUGCAACGCACAAUCCGCACGUCUCGCAACAUAUAGUGCAGCAGCAUCCUAGUGGCGUACAUGGCGCCACACAUGUUCCACCUGGCUACCUCAGCGCGCUGAGCACGCAUUCACCAACUGUUUCGCCAGGCGAGGGUGGUGUCUACCCCGCCGAGUACUUGAAAGCGCUACAAAACGCGGUGGCCGCUGGUGUAUUUCAAGCGCCGCCACCCCAUACAACGCCCGUCUUCCAGACCUCGCCGCUAGCCAAUAGCAAUUCAAGUGCGUCGGCCGGUAUAGCUAAAUCGCGAUUACGCAGCCCCGCUGCUACAGGUACAAUUGGAGCACAGGCGCCGGUCACCUCGCCGCCGCCGCCGUCGAGAGGCGAGCAGCGAACAGCGACAACGACACAGCUCUCGACGGGCACUUAUUUGUAUGAGAAGGCGAAAAGGACGCCACCCGAUACGCCGUCGGAUACAGAGAAAUUCUUCAAAAUACCCAGCGGUAAAGAGGGAUCACUGAAGCAUCGCAUACUCACGCGGCCAACGGGCGUUGACAAGAGCGCGACGACGAUGACAAUGGUGACCACAACGGAGGCUGCGAAGCCACCUGUUAUGCGCACACACAAUUCGACAUCCAGUUUCAGGAAGGGUUCAUAUAUUGAGCUCGCGAAUGGCUCGCUACGUCGUGUGGAGGAUAUGCGCACCGAAGACUUUAUACAAUGCGCCGAACGCAGUCCCCACCAUCAGUUAAUCGAGUCCACUGUAGUUAAAAUCAGCAACAACCAAGCGGCGAAUACCGUUAUCAUAGCAUUUAGUUACGAUCGGAAUCAAUCGAAGGUCGACAUGGAUAUCGCUACCGAUCAUCCGUUCUUUGUUUACGGUCAAGGCUGGGCAUCCUGCAAUCCCGAAUUAACCUUAAAGGCUUACGGCCUGAAAUGUCAACGCUUGCAAGUCGGCGACAUUUGCAUUUCACUCACCAAACGCGAACCACCGAAUAUUAAUAUAAAAAACCACAACAACACUAAUAACAAUAACAACAAUAAUAAUAAUAACAACAAUAACAACAAUAAUAGCACUAAUAGUAAUAAGCAUUCAUAUUUACAUGACGCAACUGUAACGCAUGUCACAACAAACGAAACACACGGCUUAGAACGCGAUCUCCAACCACUCAUACUCAGCGACAAUAUUUAUGCUACGCAUUUGAAAGGCGCCACCGUAUGUCCACCCACUGCACAAUAUCCCCCACCCAUGCUACGUAGUCCCCUAGGCACAAUGCAUUUUAUGCCACCACAUCUUUUAACCAAUGCACCGCCACAUCCGGGAUAUGCGCCUGCGGACGGAUAUGCGCGCUUUACCUUUCACGCGCCACACACACAACCCACAGCCACGUUGCAACACAGUGACGCGACGUCGGCAACAACGCCAUCAGCACCGCCUCUAUCGGCUAACACAAGGCAAGAUGAGCGCGAACAGUCGUCGGCGGCGGCGGUGGCGGCGGCGGCAGCAGCAGCGUCAGCACGCAAACGUCGUUGGUCGGCGCCCGAGAGUUUCUCCAAUAGUGAGGAUGAGGAUGAAGAACGGACGGACGGUUAUAAACCACCAUUGCGACAAAAGUCUGCGCCAACGGCAGCGGUAAGCUGUAAUUAUAAGCCUUAUCUACCGACGCAAAUGCCAAGCGUUGCAGCGCCGGCGGCGACGGCUGGUCAAUUUAACUGUGAUUUUUCAACAAACUACAAAUAG